This is a messenger RNA of Colius striatus (speckled mousebird), 474 nucleotides long. It is a transcript of the gene FOXI2, whose product is annotated as forkhead box I2. Gene Ontology annotation, molecular function: RNA polymerase II cis-regulatory region sequence-specific DNA binding; DNA-binding transcription factor activity, RNA polymerase II-specific. The transcript has 5 exons. The record is from RefSeq and is a predicted model, not a curated record. Gene Ontology annotation, biological process: regulation of transcription by RNA polymerase II; cell differentiation; anatomical structure morphogenesis. NCBI's taxonomy places the organism in Eukaryota, Metazoa, Chordata, Aves, Coliiformes, Coliidae. The coding region runs from base 1 to 474 and encodes 157 amino acids.
AUGGUCAGUAACAGCAGCGAGAUAAGCAGUCAGGCGCUUCCUCGCUGCCUCUCAGUGGCCCUGGGACUGAGCGAGGGGAGGGGAGAAGAGCCCAGCCUUGGAGAGCUGCCAUCCAAAUUGACCAUUCCCCAGCUGCAGUGCAGCUCGCCUCGCCGCCGCCGCACCCUCAGCCAGAUCUACCAGUACGUGGCCGAAAACUUCCCCUUCUACAGGAGGAGCAAGGCGGGCUGGCAGAACUCCAUCCGACACAACCUCUCCCUCAACGACUGCUUCAAGAAGGUCCCGCGGGACGAGGACGACCCGGGCAAAGGCAGCUACUGGACCCUCGACCCCAACUGCGAGAAAAUGUUCGAUAACGGCAGUUUUAGGAGGAGGAGGAAGAGACGGGCCGAGGCCGGCGCGCCCGAGCGGCCCGGCGGGAGCGGCCCCGGCUCCUGCCCCGCGGCUGCCCCCUUCCCCGGGGCCCAGGCCUGA